AUGGCAGUGGGUUUUGAUGCAGUCCUCGCCCGGAUCAAGGAUGUUUUUAAGAGAAAUGGUUUGCUCAUUCUCUCGGUGUUGUCUGUCACCAUCGGCUGUCUUCUCGGAUUCUUCCUGAGGACCAGACGACUCUCCCAGCAGGAAAUUAGUUAUUUCCAAUUCCCUGGCGAGUUACUGAUGAGGAUGCUGAAAAUGUUGAUUCUCCCACUGGUUGUCUCAAGCUUAAUGUCUGGGCUAGCAGCCCUGGAUGCCAAGACUUCCAGUCGAUUAGGAAUCAUAACUGUCACUUACUACCUGUGGACAACGUUCGUAGCUGUGGUUGUGGGAAUAAUUAUGGUCUCCAUUAUCCACCCUGGUGGAGCAGCACAGAAGGAGAGCACUGAAGAGGGUGGAAAGCCCAUCAUGAGCUCUGCAGAUGCACUGCUUGACUUAAUCCGGAACAUGUUUCCGUCCAAUCUUGUUGAGGCCACAUUUAAGCAGUAUCGCACCAAGAGUAUUCCCAUCAUUAAAUCUAACAAAGCAUCAUCUGAAAGCACCACUCGUCGCAUUAUAAUAUAUGGAGUCCAGGAUGAGAAUGGAUCCAAUGUCCAGAAUUUUGCCUUGGAUAUCACUCCUCCCCCUGAAGUGAUUUACAAGUCAGAACCAGGCGCUAGCGACGGCAUGAAUGUGCUAGGGAUUGUGAUAUUCUCUGCCACAAUGGGUAUAAUGUUGGGAAGGAUGGGGAACAGUGGUGUUCCUUUGGUCAGCUUUUGCCAGUGCUUAAAUGAAUCUGUCAUGAAGAUAGUGGCAGUUGCUGUUUGGUAUUUUCCAUUUGGAAUUGUGUUCCUAAUUGCUGGUAAAAUCUUGGAGAUGGAUGACCCUUCGGCCAUUGGGAAGAAGCUGGGUUUCUACGCCAUCACGGUGGUUUGUGGCCUGGUGGUCCACGGGCUGUUUAUUCUGCCAAUGAUGUACUUCUUUAUCACCAAGAAGAAUCCCAUUGUCUUCAUCAGAGGGAUUCUUCAAGCCUUGCUCAUUGCUCUGGCCACAUCCUCCAG
This is a messenger RNA of Merops nubicus (carmine bee-eater), 1034 nucleotides long. RefSeq names its product excitatory amino acid transporter 5-like. The transcript is spliced from 7 exons. The record is from RefSeq and is a predicted model, not a curated record. Gene Ontology annotation, biological process: L-glutamate transmembrane transport. NCBI's taxonomy places the organism in Eukaryota, Metazoa, Chordata, Aves, Coraciiformes, Meropidae. Gene Ontology annotation, molecular function: L-glutamate transmembrane transporter activity; glutamate:sodium symporter activity; neutral L-amino acid transmembrane transporter activity. The annotation marks the transcript as partial. Gene Ontology annotation, cellular component: plasma membrane.